This is a messenger RNA of Cornus florida, 2083 nucleotides long. RefSeq names its product ankyrin repeat-containing protein BDA1-like. Bases 147 to 1616 code for a protein of 489 amino acids. The record is from RefSeq and is a predicted model, not a curated record. NCBI's taxonomy places the organism in Eukaryota, Viridiplantae, Streptophyta, Magnoliopsida, Cornales, Cornaceae. The transcript is spliced from 2 exons. Gene Ontology annotation, cellular component: plasma membrane. Gene Ontology annotation, molecular function: protein phosphatase 1 binding; protein phosphatase regulator activity.
UACCACCACGGAGUACUAUAUAAUAUAUUAUAGAGAGAGAGAGAGUGAAAUAAAUAUGGAGGGAGAGUAGACUUAUCAAACAAGGGGGGAGCAAGGGAAGAAGAUAGAUAGAUAGAGAGAGAAAGUGUGCUUUUAGAGAGAGAAAAAUGGAGAAAAGGCUUACAGAAGCUGCACUGAAUGGAAGUGUCGAUUCACUGCUCCAACUUCUUGGAGAAGAUCCACUAAUUUUGGACAGAACCAUCGUUUCUUGCCACUCCGAAACUCCCCUACACGUGGCCUCCAUGCUCGGCCACCUCGAUUUCGUCAAGGAGAUACUGAGUCGAAAGCCUGAACUCGCCACCGAGUUGGACUCACAAGGCUGUUCGCCACUCCACCUGGCAUCAGCAAAAGGCCACCUCAAAAUAGUCAAAGAAUUGGUAUUGGUAGAUCCAUACACGUGUACGAUUCGCAACAUAGAUGGAAGAACAGCUCUUCAUGUGGCUGCGAUUAAAGGCCGAGUCGAGGUGUUGAAUGAGUUGGUCCGAGUCAACCCUGAGUCGACUUGGGUGUUGACGGAUCGAGGCGAGACGAUUUUGCACCUGUGUGUGAAGCACAAUCGGUUGGUGGAGUUGAAGUUGUUGAUUGCAUCGAUGAAGAAAGACUUGGAGUUGUUGAAUUGGAAAGAUUGCGAAGGCAACACCAUCUUGCAUAUUGCUGUGUCCAGGAAGCAAAUUGAGACCUCGAAGUUUUUGCUUUCUACCAAUGGAGUGGAAGUUAACGCUUUGAAUGCAAACAGUUCUACUGCUUUAGAUAUCCUAAAACACAGUCCAAGAGAUUUGAGAGAUAUGGAAAUUGAAGAUACACUUCGAGCUGCUGGAGCUUUAAGCGUAAAGGAUUUGCAUUUGAUCACGAAUGACUUGACUGCAGCAAAAGUCCCUCAGAUCACAAAACGACUGUCCUCGCAAGGGAUAUCAAAAAGACUGUCCUCGCAAGGGAUAUCAAAACGACUGUCCUCGCAAAGGAAAAGUUUGAAGGACCCAGUAUUGCAGCAUAAGCAUAAGGAUUGGCUUGGUAGGAAGCGGAACUCAUUGAUGGUGGUGGCAUCACUGAUAGCAACAGUGGCCUUUCAAGCUGGAUUAACCCCACCAGGAGGUGUCUGGCAAGAUGACUAUAAAGUAGACUCCAAUGGCAACCCUGUGAAGGACCCUCACUCUGCCGGGAAAUCCGUGAUGGCAGAUACCAAGCCACGUGAGUAUGGUGUGUUCAUGAUUUUUAACACGAUCUCUUUCCUUUCAUCUCUAAGCAUAAUUCUUCUACUAGUAAGCGGGCUACCUAUAAAACGCCGGAGAUGGACAUGGAUUCAAAUGGUGACAAUGUGGAUAGCAAUCACUGCGCUGGUAAUGACUUACUUUAUGGGUCUACGACACUUGUCGCCAGAUGAGAAAAAUGUCCAAAUGACACUGCGUGAGGUUACUGAGAUAUCAGUCUUGACAUGGUUAACGCUAAUGGCCGUUGUUUUCAUAGGAAAUGUUAUUCGCAUGAAUUUAUGGAUUCUCAGAAAGUAUGGGUAUAUUAAACAAAAAGAGUCACCUUUAGAGGAAAUUGAUGAUGACCAAGACGACGACGAAGAAAUUUGAGAUGAAUAUAAAGUGAGUACAUUCCUCUACUAUAUAGGUUGCCAGCUAUAUUCUUCUUGUUGCAGGUUUGUCUAUAUUUCUUCAACACUGUUUGCUUCACCUUUUCUGAAUGUGGGAUCCUAAAUGUUAUACAGAGUGUCAAAAGUAAAUAUUUGGCAUGUCUGGUUGUACAUCAGAAUUAGUGCGAGGUAGAGAUGCUAUGCUUUCAUUAGACACGCUGGAUGAAGAUUUUCUAUGAGAUCAUUUAUGUUCUUGGGUUUUUUUGCUAGGUAUGCUACACAAACAUUGUAAGUUUUCGAUCUGUAAAUUCUAGAAUGUAUUAAUUCGUUUCUGUAUUACUUUUUGAAUUUGAUUUUUGUAGAGCCCAAAAGCUCGUUCGAUAGGGUAGCUAUGUUUACACGUUGUGUCAACGCACUGAAAUCAUGUAAUUAGAGACAUGUUUGGGAAAGUAAACUAUUAAUUUGUAA